Molecule: messenger RNA, 2286 nt
Organism: Peronospora matthiolae
Lineage: Eukaryota; Oomycota; Peronosporomycetes; Peronosporales; Peronosporaceae
Source: the annotation of a GenBank genome assembly
AUGAUGGAACACGCUGGACUGGGAAAGAGCUACUGGGGUGAAGCAGUGAUGACGGCGAUGUUUCUUCGAAACCGCUGUCCAACACGUGCCAUUCACCAAGACAAGUCUCCAUAUCAAGUGUGGACGAUGAAGAAACCGAUUCUGGCCAACCUUAAAGUGUUUGGAUGCCACGCGUAUGUUCAAGUGCCUCAAGACAAACGCGCGAAGUUCGACUCCAAGUCAUCACUCUGUCGUUUCCUGGGAUACGCCGAACACCAGAAGUCAUAUCGAUUUGAGGAAGUGUCAACAGGAGCGAUCAAGAUCAGUCGCGAUGCCACAUUCAUGGAAGACAAGUUUGAUGAAGGUCCGCGCAACUACAACGAUGAGUCAAGUGUCGUUGAGUUUGAUGAUCAUGAUGAGGACGAAGAAAAAGAAGAAGGUAAAACUGACGACGACAUGGACUCGAGCGACGAUGACAACGAAGACACCAGGUCUUCGAAGAGCAACAUCAACAGACACACGCGCACUCAAUCACUUGAGAAAGCUACCGUCAUUCCAAGUCCCAAGCGAAGAACAUACAGAGGUCCGUCGCUUGAGCAUGUUGGGGAAACGCCGACUACAUUCAAGUCGGCGAUGGAAUCAAGCGACUCCGGCAAGUGGAAAGAAGCGUGUGACUCGGAGUUCGAUUCGCUUCAGAGAAACGACACGUGGGAAAUCGUGCCUCUUCCGAAAGGUCGCAAGGCCAUCGGGUGCCGAUGGGUUUUUCGUGUAAAGGAGAAUCAAGAUGGCGAAGUUGAACGUUUCAAGGCAAGACUUGUGGCCAAAGGAUUCUCACAGAAAUUCGGAGUUGACUAUGAAGAAACUUUCGCACCGGUGGCCAAGUUCACAUCGAUUCGUGUGGUGCUCAGUAUGGCGGCUAAGUACGGCCUAAUGCUACAUCAGAUGGACGUCAAGACAGCGUUUCUUAACGGCUCCCUCAACGAAGACAUCUACAUGGACCAGCCGGACGGAUACCUGGAUGCAACACAGCCGGACUAUGUGUGCAAGCUAAAGAGAUCACUCUACGGCUUGAAGCAAUCGCCUCGCAUGUGGAACCAAACAAUCGAUGGGUUCAUGAUCAAGAUGGGAUUCAAGAAGUGCGAAUCGGACCACUGCAUCUACAUCAAGCGAGACGACCAAGACAUGAUUCUCGUGGUGCUCUACGUCGAUGAUCUCAUCCUGGCCAGCAGCAACAACGAACUCCUCAAGUCGACCAAGAUGGCGCUGAGCAAACGCUUCGAAAUGACGGAUCUCGGUGAGCUCGAUUACUUUCUCGGCAUGGAGAUCAAGAACGACCGUAAGACGGGAAUGGUGACUGUGCAACAAACCAAGUUUCUCAAGUCCGUGUUAACCAAGUUCGGAAUGGAUAACAGCAAGCCAGUGAAGACGCCUCAAGAUCCCGGCCUGAAGCUAACCAAGAACAUGUGUGAACAAGAAUGCAAGCACGAAGACACCAUGUGCAACGUGCCAUAUCGAAGUGCUGUCGGAGGCAUCAUGUAUCUCAUGGUCGCCACACGUCCGGAUCUAGCUGCUGCAGUGGGAUCAUUAUCCCAGUUCUCGUCCGACCCAUGCCCGACUCACUGGCAAGCUUUGAAGCGUGUGCUGAGAUACCUGCAAGCAACGCCCAAUCAUGGUCUUGAGUUUACACGUGAAGAAGGAAGCCGUAUCUGCGGGUACACCGACGCAGACUGGGCCGGCGACAUUGAGUCAAGACGAAGUACAAGCGGCUAUGUGUUCAUGAUGAGCGGAGGAUGCAUCAGCUGGAAAAGCCAGAAACAACGGACGGUCGCGCUAUCUUCAACAGAAGCAGAAUACAUGGCGCUUUCCGAAGCAACCAAAGAAGCAGUAUGGCUCAAAGUGCUUUUGGGGGAACUUGGUGAGAUGACAAGCGACGAAGCGAUCAAGAUGUAUGAAGACAACCAAGGAUCAAUCGCUCUCGCCAAGAACCCGGAGUUCCAUAAGAGAACAAAACACAUCGACAUACGCUACCAUUUUGUGCGUGAGAAGGUGGAAUCAGGUGAAGUCGUUUUGGAGUAUUGCCCGACUCAAGAUAUGCUGGCAGACAUGAUGACCAAGCCGAUCGCCGCUGUACAAUUUGAAAACAUUCGCGAUCGACUUGGGAUCCAAGGUGCCGCAGCUAACGAGUCGAGAGGGAGUGUUGAAAAGACAGCGGCUGUGAAGAAGACACCUCGUCAAGCUGCGUCAAGUGUUGAAGCAAGUGGAAGACCAAGCUUCGCUAUACCGGUGGGUACCGGUAUGUACCAGUAA